Messenger RNA from Aspergillus mulundensis, 885 nucleotides. RefSeq lists its product as uncharacterized. Bases 1 to 885 code for a protein of 294 amino acids. NCBI's taxonomy places the organism in Eukaryota, Fungi, Ascomycota, Eurotiomycetes, Eurotiales, Aspergillaceae. The record is from RefSeq and is a predicted model, not a curated record. The transcript has a single exon.
AUGUCUACAGAACCAGCAUCAGGUGUAGCUGCUGCUACCAAAGUGGGACGCAUCCUGGCAGAUGCUCAGGUUGGUGCUCUUCUCUGGGGCGCGUUGCCAAUCAGCUUGAUAGCAGACAAGUACGAAAGUGACUUCCCCGAGAUUAGCUUUGUCGUCCUGAACCACCAGAUCAAAGUAGCUGAAACGGUUCUCAAAGCCUGUGGAUAUCACCUGUGCCGCAACCCCCAGUGCACUAUGCUAGAGGAACGGGCACCCGGCCCAGUCCCAACCGCCCACUUCCACGAGCAAUCCUUCUGGAUCUCGCUGCUCUCCAAAUCCGACACCCUCUGGUGGCUGCCAGACUGGCACCACGGACCGCCCGCCGCGCAAGACCCGCACCUCAUCCUCACCAACGACCCCCGGCUGCCCCCUGCGUACAACAACGGCAACGUCGUCGGCCCUACAGGCCCAUGGCUCGGAUUCCCCGGCUGCCUGACGCUCAACCCCAGCGCCUUCACCGAGUCCAUCCUCUACCUCCGAGUCCGCGACAUGCUACCCCCGAACCGCGGAAGCCACCCGCUGGAAAAGGUCUGGAGGGCAAUGCAAUACGCAAUGAGCGACUACGGGACCCCCGGCCAACGGCCCAACACCGGGCCAUAUCGACGGACCCUGCGGCCUGAGUUCCAACUGGCGUGGGAUUAUCUCAACGGCCGCCGCCCUGACGGCCAUAAUAUUUCUCACGGGUUGUGUCGGCUUCGAGGGCAUCUUAUUGAUACCGGUGGGCUGCCGUCGGAUUCUCCCAACUGGAAUCCUAGACGUUACACCAAAUGGGAAGAUAUUGAAGUUGAUUACCGGCGAAGAGGGAUCACGGACUCUCCAUCGGUGUGUAUUGGGCCUUUGCGCUAA